Molecule: messenger RNA, 2895 nt
Organism: Centropristis striata (black sea bass)
Lineage: Eukaryota; Metazoa; Chordata; Actinopteri; Perciformes; Serranidae
Gene: plekhm3
Product: pleckstrin homology domain containing, family M, member 3
Exons: 8
Coding region: 553-2895 (780 amino acids)
Source: RefSeq, a predicted model, not a curated record
GUUGCGUUCAGGACACUUCACUGCUGACGGACUGUCAAAAUGACUUAAUAAACACAGUAAGUAAAACCACCAAUAGGUUCCAUCCGAUGACUCCGCAGCGACCUGAUGGGCCAAAAUAACCUGCCCUUGAACAUCUCAGUCUAAGCAGUGGGAUUUUACUGUUCUUUUCAUGCCAAACGUGUGUGUGUAUCUGGCCAAGUGAUGUAGCUUGCCACCCAAAGGCUGCUGCCAGUCCUGUUUAGCUCUGGCAUAAACCUGCAGUGGCUUUGCCCCCCGAGAGGAAGCCAACUUUCCCUCCAGAGCUCAAGGCACACCACUGAAAAACGGAAGACUGUUACCUCGGAUGAAGGCCUAGUCUUGAGGAGGAGGGGGCCAGGGCUUGGCUGCUUGGAUCUUCUUCAACCCUUGUUGGCUUGUCAACAAACCUACAGACUUUACCAGCUGACAGCUAAUUUGCUUUGUUGGACAUGUGGAUGUUGCUAACUGGGUUUUUGUGCCCAUUUUGGAAAACCUUCUAGUUGUGAGACUUGUAGCUCAGGGGAAGACCCAGCCAUGGAGGGUCUUGAACAGCUUGACAUGGUGGGCAAUAUCAGCCCAGCUCUUGAGGCCACUGAGGACUUUAUCCACUGCAUGGAUGGGAUACAAGGCCAAGGUCCGAGCCAAGCUCAAACGGGGACCCUGCAGCCUUCCAGGCAGCCGAAGCAGCUGCAGGAAGUGUCCAGCGCAGCGCUGGGGAAGCUAAGCUCCAGCGGCGUGUGGAGCCUGUUGGCCCGGGAGCAGCCAGAGGUGGGGCCUCUAGGAUUGGCCUGGGCCGACAACUUCAGCGUUUUGGGGCUGGGGAUGGGCCUGAGGCACGGCAAGAGGAGCCGAGCACGCUCCACCAACGACCUGGCGGCACAUUCGAAGGAGUGCACCAACAACACCGCCAACUCCUCUUCCAACUCUGCCUUCAAAAAGGGACACAACCGGUCAAGGUCAGACGUCAACUACCGGCCGUCUGCGUACACAGACAACGGACUGCCAACUGUGGACUGCAACACCCUGAAGAACAUGAUCCUCAACCACCAGCCAGAGGCUGAUAAAAGCAGCAGUAGCAGCGUGGUGAAGCAGGGUGAGAUGGAGCAGCGUGAGGGGCCCCGGGGCCGCUGGGCGCCUUGCCACGUCGAGCUGACAUCCUGCGAGCUCCGGCUGUAUACUCUGGACAGCAGCGCCAACCGCCAGCUGGGCACCGCCUACUCUCUGUCACACUGCCAGAGCGUCAUCUCACCAGCACCCUGCAGCCAGCCCGGCCAGAUCACCCAGCCUGCCGAUCAACGCACGCUCCAGGCUUUGUUCUUCAACAGCACGCGUCUCCAGCUGAGGGCGGCCAACCAAUGGGAGGCCAUGGAGUGGAGACGGCUCAUGUGGGAGAAAGUGCAGGCAGCCCGGCCUCUGAGGAAGGAGAACCAUCAGCGGAAGAGCGGCGUGGAAAAGCAGCAGGUCGUCAAGUUUCCCACGGCCAUGUCGCCGUCCUCAUCGCCCUCUCUGUCGGGGCUCGACACCCGGCCUGACGGUGAGAGUGACACCUCAGCAGAGGUGUCACUCCAGUCUCACUCUGGUGUCCUGAGCAGACCCACCACCCUCCCCCUGUUCAACCAGCGCUGCCAGGACGUCCUCAGAGCCGGUCUGCUCCACCAGCUGAUGGAUCAGAACAACUCGCGGGCCUUCACUUUCGUCCUGACCAGAUCUUCUCUCCGGGCUUACCCCACAGAGGGCCGCGGGUCCGUGUCCCAACCUGUCCUCCAGUAUUCCCUGUCCUCCUGCUCGGCCGUGCAGCACGAUCCGGAGCAAGAGAAUGGAGAGCCUUGGACAGAAAUGGGGGACCGUUUCCAGGUAGUUUUCCCCAAAGAGGUGCUCAGACUUCGGGCGGAUGAUAGGGUCAAGGCCCAGGAGUGGGUGGAGGUCCUGCGAGAGGCAGUCGGAGCGCAGAGGCCUGCCCCAGCAGAAGGAGGAGAGUCAGGGGAAGGAGCUCCGACCCUGCAGGGAGUGCUGCUGAGAUCGAAACCAUUCAGGGAGAGGAAACAUCGAGAGGCCAUGAGAGCCAAGCGGCAGUCCGUCACCACCAGUUUCCUCAGUAUUCUCACCUGUCUGGCUGUGGAGAAGGGGCUGACCGCUCAGAGCUUCAGGUGUGCAGGUUGCCAGCGUCCGGUCGGUCUCUCCAGAGGAAAAGCGAAGGUCUGCUACUACAGCGGCUGGUACUACUGCCAGAGCUGCCAUCAGGACAACUCCUUCCUCAUCCCAGCACGCCUGCUGCACAACUGGGACACCAGCAAGCACAAGGUGUCCAAACAGGCCAAGGAGUUCCUGGAGUUUGUCUAUGAGGAGCCCCUGCUGGACGUCCAGCAGCUCAACCCUUGUCUGUAUGAGCACUGUGAGCCUCUCAGCACGGUGCUGCGCCUUCGUCAGCAGCUCCAGUCGCUGCGGGCCUACCUGUUCAGCUGCAGGGCGACCAUCGCAGAGGACCUCAGGCGAAGGAUCUUCCCCAGGGAAUACCUGCUACAGCACAUUCACCUGUACUCCAUGGCUGACCUGCAGCAGGUGAUUGAUGGGAAACUGGCUCCCUUUCUGUCCAAGGUGAUCAAGUUUGCCAGCUCCCACGUUUUUAGCUGCAGUUUGUGUCGAGAGAAAGGCUUCAUCUGUGAGCUCUGCCAAAAUGGACAGGUCAUCUACCCCUUCCAGGAGAACGCCACCAAGAGGUGUGACGGCUGCGGCGCCGUGUUCCACACCGAGUGUCGACAGAAAGCUCAGCCAUGUCCUCGCUGUGUCCGCCGGGAGCUGCACAAGAGGCCGUCCUCCUUCUGGUCACCUGACGACGACAGCCCCGGGUGCUUUCACCUGCCGUACCAGGACACCUGA